This is a messenger RNA of Polistes canadensis, 1834 nucleotides long. Its product is annotated as solute carrier family 35 member G1-like. The transcript has 3 exons. Bases 597 to 1643 code for a protein of 348 amino acids. Lineage: Eukaryota; Metazoa; Arthropoda; Insecta; Hymenoptera; Vespidae. Gene Ontology annotation, cellular component: membrane. The record is from RefSeq and is a predicted model, not a curated record.
UGCGUCACAAAUACUUUGGAAAUGACUUCGGAAUGCUAUUAAGUAUGAUCAGCUACGAAAGUUAAACAUUGAUUAAUAAAUUCUUAAUGAUUCUAUUUAUCUGUGUUAAUAUGUGAAAAAAGAAUCUGAAAGUAAUGAUAUUGAUUAAAUUAACAAACAAACAAAUAAAUAAAAUGUUUAAAAAAUGUAAUGUAACAAAAAGUCUAAUUGAAGUCACAGAAGAAUAACCUUUUACCAAGAUGACACAAUUCAUUGGCACGAUAUUAUGAAUUGAUAAUUAACUUUAACUUGGUACUGCGGUGGUUUCUGGAUGAUAAUUAUUAAACUGUAAAGAAGAUAUAUUUUACUAAAAUUAUUCCAUGAUUUAGUCUUUUUUUUUACUUAUUCCACAAUCUAGUCUUAUAAUCUAAUCACGAUUAAUAAUCAUCAUAGAAGUUUUUAUUCUCUGCAACAAUGAUAAAUGGGAUGAUUAAUCUCUAUUAAUAAAUAUUUAUUAUAAAUAUAAUAUAGAGUAUAUAAAUAUAUAAUAUAAUAUAUGUGAAACUCAAUGAAAGUUAAGGUUUAACAAGUUUGUAUCAAGGCUCAUUUCUAAAGAUAUGUCAAAACACAUCGAGUUACAACAUUUAGUUGACGAAGAUGUGGAAAGUAAUACAGCCUUCCAUCAAAAGCAAAUUUCAGCCCCAAUUUGUAAAUCAUGUCCAUAUCUUGGUUUAGUACUAGCAACACUUUCAUCUUUAUUUUUCUCAUUAUGUAGCGUUAUUGUUAAAGGAUUAGUAGAAAUUAAUCCAAUGGAAUUGGCAGCAUUUCGAUUCGUUGGGGUAUUAUUACCAGCAAUACCAAUUUUAAUUUACAAAGGUGAACAUCCGUUUCCCAAAGGACGUCGGAUAAUGUUAAUAUUGCGAAGUUUUGUAGGUACAACUGCUCUCGUGCUUAGUUUUUAUGCUUUUAGAUAUAUGCCUUUAGCGGAUGCUUCCAUUGUAGUAUUUUCCGUGCCUGUAUUUGUAGCAAUAUUUGCGAAAAUAUUUUUGAAAGAGCCUUUUGGAUUAUUUAACAUAUUGACCGUAUGUUUAACAUUAAUUGGGGUUGUUUUAAUAACUCGUCCACCGUUAAUAUUUGGAAAUACCAUAGAAUCUCUAUCAGAUGGUAAUAAUACAUCGGAACAUGCAAAUUUAUGGGGUGCAAUAGCAGCAUUUUCUGCAACUUUAUUUGGUGCUAAUGUUUACGUCUUAUUGCGUGCAUUAAAAGGUCUUCAUUUUUCUGUUAUUAUGACAAAUUUUGGAUCGCUUGCUCUAAUACAAACAGUUAUUUUUUCUUGGGCAAUCGGUGCUCUUUGUUUACCUCGUUGCGGAGCCGACAGAUUGUUGGUUGUUGCUCUUGCAUUAUUCAGUUUUGGAGGUCAAAUUUUACUUACUUUAGCUUUACAAAUAGAACAGGCUGGUCCUGUCGCUAUAGCAAGAUCGACUGAUAUAGUUUUCGCAUUUUUCUGGCAAGUUCUCUUUUUCAACGAAAUACCUAAUAAAUAUUCGGUAGGUGGGGCAAUCUUGGUAACAAGUUCUGUUUUAUUGAUAGGAUUAAAAAAGUGGGCUGUGUCAUUGCCCGACACAUCCAAUAUUAAGAGAUCAUUGAGCAUAUUAGCAAUGUAGUUUAGAAAUACGAGAUAAAUUAAUUGAUAUAAAGUUUUUGAAUAAUUUUUAAAUCUGCGGGUGUUCCUAAUAUAUGUCACAAUUAUGUUAUUGUCUUAUCGUAUCUUAUAUUAUAUGUAUAUGAAUAUUUUCAAAAUACACAUUUGUUUAAACAUAAUAUAUCUACCGUUAUAUUAUGUAGACAUAUUCAA